AUGUCGCAAGAACCGUACGUUUUCACGUUGAAAAAGCGAAAUACAGAGGAUUCCGAUGACGAUUGGGAUCGAUACUCGGAAAAUGUGCGUCCGACGCGGCGGGGACGGAAAAUUGACGCUCUGAAGCGGGUAAACUCAUUUUUUCCAUAAAGAUCUUGUUUAUUCGAUGUUUCAGAAACCAGAGGAAGUGGUCACAGAGGCGACGGCUCGUGAAAAGCUGGAUGAACUGCUCGCGGAGCUCGAUACGGAAAAUAUUGAUGAAAUUCAGAAAGUUCUCGAUUUUUGCUCGUGGUUCGAGCAGAAACUCCCAAUCGGAUCGCAUAAAUUGUACUAUGAACUCUUGUGGAAAGUGAUUAGCAGGUUCUGAAUGAAAUAAGUAGGACAAUCGAUAAAAUGUUUCAUUUUAGGCCCGGAUUCUUGGAAAAGUACAAAGAGGAGGAGAAAAUGCUGAAAAUUUGGGAGAAGUUGGCGGAUAACAGCGCCGGACACGCCCACGACAUUUAUCAGUUUGCGAUCAGCCGCAAUUCGUUGAUUCGGUCAGUAAAAAAAGAACAUAGCGAAAAAACCCGCAACUAAUUGUUCAGAUGCGCGUCGCUGUACGCCCGAUGGUCCCAGUCGGUGGAGCUGGCGGGAGCCCACGUGGAAGCCCGUCGCGUGCUCAUUCUGGCCCGAUCCAACUGCGCCGUUCCUCUGAAAAUCAUAAACGACGCCGAGGACGAACUGGAAAUGCGAGAGAUGCGCAGACAUUUGCAGGAGAAGGAUUCGGACGAGGAGGAGGAGGAGGAGGAGACCCGCAGGGCUUUCACCAAUUUACCAGGUUUUUUAGCCUCAGAAUUCGAAGUAAAAUUAGAAGCUAUGUGUCCCGUACUAUCUUCCAGAGAUCCUCGGAAGUGAAAAUUUACGUUUGCGGAAUUUUUGUUGAAAAUCCCUAAAAUUUGCAGUGAUCGGCGCGAAGCACACGGUUCCGAUUGUCCGUUUGCCGUCAAUGUGCUCGGAUACGACGAAGAAAAAAAUGCAGUACGACACGAAAAACGAGGAGAAAAUCGAGGCGGUGUGCACGGAUAAUAUCAUGCAGCCGUUCGAGGUAUGCAAUGUUCUAUUGUUGUUGAACAAUUGGCUAAAAUAAAGAGAUGUCCGUUAUUUGUCAUUAAAUGCUCACUUCAGGUGCUCUCGUACGCGGAUGCGGAUGACGUGGAAUACCUGAAGAAUGUUCACGAACUGAACGCGCACAUUGAGCGAUAUGCAAUCAAGGAAUCGGCUGGAAAUCAGCGAAUCGGAGGAGCUGGAACUUCUGCCCAAGGAUCCACUACGGUUGGUCGUUUUUCGUAAAUUCCGUAUAAUUUGUGGAACAAAUUGCAGAUCUAUCCGGUGGCGGAGCCCGAAUUCGAAGUGUGGACCGUCGAGGGAUCGGACCCGAAAAAACCGAAAGCGCGGAUGGCGAUUAAGCGCAUUUUCAAGGAAAUGUCCUUUGAGGUUUGUGAAGCAUUUUUUGCGAAUCUUUUACGAUGAAACAUCAAAAUUUCCAGGAAUACGCGGCGUCGCUCCUUCCAAAUCACCCGUCAAUGCUGAGAACAGCUGUUAAGAAGUUGGACUUUGAUGAAACUCUCUGA
This is a messenger RNA of Caenorhabditis sp. 36 PRJEB53466, 1610 nucleotides long. NCBI's taxonomy places the organism in Eukaryota, Metazoa, Nematoda, Chromadorea, Rhabditida, Rhabditidae. The record is from the annotation of a GenBank genome assembly.